Messenger RNA from Symbiodinium natans, 2274 nucleotides. The record is from the annotation of a GenBank genome assembly. NCBI's taxonomy places the organism in Eukaryota, Dinophyceae, Suessiales, Symbiodiniaceae.
AUGGCGCAGAUGUACGUGGUGAAGCGUGAUGGACAGAAGCAGGAGGUGAAGUUCGACGCCAUCACGCGCCGCAUCCGGCGUCUUUGUGACGGCCUGGACUCUCGCUUCGUCGACCCAGUGGUUGUUACGAGGAAAGUGGUCGAAGGCUUUUACAGCGGCAUCUCUACUUCGGAGGUGGAUGUCCUUGCGGCCGAGACAUGCGCGUACAUGUCCCAGAAGCAUCCAGACUUUUCGACGCUGGCAGCACGCAUUGCGGUGUCGAACCUCCACAAGAACACAUCGGAGUCCUUCUAUGAGACGUGCAAGGUCCUCCACGAAUAUGUGGACAUGCAGGGUCGACCAGCCUCGCUGAUGGCACAAGAUGUGUGGGAGUUCAUCGAGGCCAACGCGCAGCGCCUGGAUGAAGCCAUCGACUACACUCGCGACUUGGGCUACGACUACUUUGGCUUCAAGACACUGGAGAAGUCCUACCUGCUGCGGGUGCAUGGCAAAAUUGUGGAGCGUCCACAGCACCUCAUAAUGCGCACGGCCUGUGGCAUUCACAUGGGUGAUCUGGCAGCUGCCCUGGAAACAUACGAUCUGAUAUCCAGAAAGUACUUCACACAUGCUUCGCCUACCCUCUUCAAUGCCGGUACGCCGACGCCGCAAAUGUCUUCAUGCUUCCUCCUCAAGAUGAAGGAGGACAGCAUCGAUGGUAUCUACGACACAUUGAAGCAGUGCGCCCUUAUCUCCAAGUCCGCGGGCGGUAUUGGAGUGGCGAUCUCCAAUGUGAGGGCGAGCGGUUCGUACAUUCGUGGAACCAAUGGUUACAGCAACGGUUUGGUCCCGCUGCUCAAGAACUUCAACGAGACGGCGCGCUACGUGGACCAAGGGGGAGGCAAGCGCAAGGGCUCCUUCGCCAUGUACCUGGAACCCUGGCAUGCUGAUGUCUUCGACUUCCUCGAGCUUCGGAAGAACCACGGGAAGGAGGAGCAGCGUGCCCGCGAUCUCUUCUACGGCCUGUGGAUUCCGGAUCUGUUCAUGCAGCGUGUCAAGGACAACGAGAACUGGACGCUCUUCUGCCCCAACGAGGCCUACGACAAGGAGACUGGCAAGGGCUUGAUGGAUGUCUGGGGGGACGAGUUCGAGGCCAUGUACACCCGCUUUGAGGCCGAAGGUAAGGGGCGCAAGACCGUGAAGGCCCAGCAUCUGUGGUUUCGCAUCCUCGAGUCCCAGAUGGAGACGGGCACACCCUACAUGCUCUACAAGGAUCAGGCGAACCGGAAGUCGAACCAACAGAACCUCGGCACCAUCCAUUGCUCCAACCUCUGCACGGAGAUCAUCGAGUACACCGCCCCGGACGAGGUCGCCGUUUGCAAUCUGGCCUCCAUUUCCCUGCCGGCCUUUGUUCGCAACGAGGGUGCGAGCUACGACUUCCAAGAGCUCUAUCAGGUCACAAAGGUCGUGACGCGGAACCUGAACAAGGUCAUCGACAGGAACUACUACCCGGUUCCCGAGGCUCGCAAGUCCAACUUCCGCCAUCGACCGGUGGGUUUGGGCGUGCAGGGCCUCGCCGAUGCCUUUCUGAUGAUGAAGCUUCCUUUCGAGAGCGAGGAAGCCAGGGUAUUGAACGAGGACAUCUUCGAGACUAUCUACUUCGCUGCCUGCGAGGCCUCAUGCGAGCUGGCUGAGCUUUCUGGGCCCUAUGAGACCUUCGAGGGCAGUCCCGCCAGCCAAGGGCGACUCCAGUUCGACCUCUGGGCAAAGACACCCCGGAGUGGCAAGUGGGACUGGGACGCCUUAAAGGUCAAGAUUGCGCGGCACGGGCUGCGAAACUCUCUCUUGGUGGCACCGAUGCCCACAGCUUCCACAGCUCAAAUCCUGGGCAACAACGAGUCCUUUGAGCCAUACACGCAGAACCUCUACGUGCGACGCGUCCUCUCCGGUGAGUUCGUGCAGGUGAACCGACACUUGCUGAAGGACCUCAUCGACCGAGGUCUCUGGAACGAGGAGAUGCGCACGCAGCUGGUUGCGCAAAAUGGCAGUGUGCAAAACUUGCCGCUGCCAGCAGACAUCAAGGAGCUCUACAAGACCGUGUGGGAGAUCAAGCAGCGAAGGGUGCUAGAUUUGGCCGCUGACCGGGGAGCGUACAUCGACCAGUCACAGUCACUGAAUAUUCACAUGGUGGACGUGACGACUGCCAAGCUGUCGUCCAUGCAUUUCCAUGGCUGGCAUCUGGGGUUGAAGACGGGACUGCCCCUUAGUUGCGAAGAAGUUCGAGGGUGUAGGGUUUAG